AUGCUUAAUACACUUCCUCAUACUAUCCUUUCAUUGCUACUACAUCAACUGGAUGAUUGUGCAGACAUCGUGUGCCUGACAUUGACAUGUAAACAAUUGUACCAACAACGUGAACGCUACUUUGCAUACAUCGCUGUCAAUACUCCCUACACAUCCUUCUCAGACCCAUUGGCCAAGCUGGUGCUGCCAACAUAUCGCAACGCAGUCAUUGCCAAGGUGAAGCAACCAAGUGCCAUCGCAGCCAACCUACCCUGCCCAUUCGAUGCCCACAUCCCACUGGAUAAUCUUGUGAUCAGCACUCAGGCCCCGUCGACCGUGCUCGGACCAGGCGUACUGCCAUCAACGUUGAAGAGCCUGAUCAUCCUGUCCAGGUUUGAUCACGAUCUGUAUUCGGGCGACUUCCCGGCAGGCCUCAACACCCUCUCUUUGAGCUUCACCUUCAACAGUGUGAUAACCCCCGGAGCGCUCCCCGACUCACUCACCUCGCUCACCUUCAGAACACUUUACAACAAGCCUCUGCAGCCAGGCGCACUUCCACCCGCACUACGCUCACUCUGCUUCGGAAAGAACUUCAACCAGGUACUUGAGCCCGAUGCCCUUCCCCAUUCACUCACGCACCUUGUCUUUGGCCACGCUUUCAAUCAGCCCUUAAUCAUGCCACCCAUGCUCGAGCAUGUGUAUUUCAAUCACUCAUUCAACCAGGAUCUUGGCCGCACGCUGCCCACGACCCUCCAGACUCUGAGUCUAGGCCAUUCAUUCAACCAUCCACUCCCUGUGCAGCUGUCGCCCUCAUUGACACUACUUGUGCUUGGACAAAAGUUUGAUCAGCCCAUCAACACGGACACAUUCCCACCAACUCUUGCAAACAUCAUGAUGGACUGCCGCUUGGAAUCACACCAGAAACGACUUACCCUACCCGCGUCGCUCACCAAGUUCACCUAUAACGUGAGCUUCAACAACACAAUCUCUGGCCUGUCGCUGCCCUCGACGCUCCUGCGUUUGAAGCUGGCAGGCAGCUUUGAGUCAAACAUCGAGGUUGGCAGCAUUCCCUCAUCAAUCACCGAUCUUCAGUUCGGCGACUCAUUCAACUCACCAAUUGAACCAUUUGCCCUGCCAAGCAGCCUCACUCACCUUCAGUUUGGAACCAAAUACGAUCAACCCUUCCAGCUCAGAAGCUUGCCGCCAACACUACAGAGUCUAUCAUUCGGUCAUUCAUUCGAUCAGAAAUUCCAGAUUGGACACUUGCCCAAGUCCCUAACAAAGUUAUCAUUCACAGGAAGCUAUGACAAGCCAUUCGACCCAAUUGUCCUGCCUCCAACUCUCACCGAACUGACCCUCUCACAGCAGUUCAAUCAGGCGAUUGGCACUGGCUGUCUGCCCAGCUCGCUAACCAGACUACAGUUUGGAGAGAAGUUCAAUCAGCCACUUGGCCGCGGCACUCUGCCAAACUCACUCACAUGGCUCUCGCUGGGAAGGUCAUUCAAUCAACCUUUGUUCGAGCCCAACUCAGCCCCAUCAAACCUUCGCGAACUCGGCCUCUGCUGCACCUACACCAAGCAUCUGGCAAACAUUCCUUCCAACCUCAAGACAUUGCACGUGGUCGUGUACAGUUCGUCGCUCAAAGAUAUCCUGCAGGCCAAGUUCACACUACCAGCACAUCCACAAAUCAAAGACUACCGUCUUACAAACUUCCUCACCAACCAACUAAGGAUCAUCGAUGACCAAUGGGCCAUCUUCACAAGUUGCAACUUUGAAGGCAACACCAUUCGUUCGUCCAAACUUCCUUUGAUAAUGGCUAAGAAUGUUUGA
Acytostelium subglobosum LB1 is the source of this 1809-nucleotide messenger RNA. RefSeq lists its product as hypothetical. The transcript has a single exon. The coding region runs from base 1 to 1809 and encodes 602 amino acids. NCBI's taxonomy places the organism in Eukaryota, Evosea, Eumycetozoa, Acytosteliales, Acytosteliaceae. The record is from RefSeq and is a predicted model, not a curated record.